AUGGCCACCCUCGCAAAGACCAUCAUCGCCACCGGCGUCUCCUCCGGCCUGGGCUUCGAGGCCGUCAAGCAGCUCCUCGAGCAGUCCCAGCCCUACAGGAUCGUCCUCGGCGCGCGCGACACCGCCGCCACCACCGCCGCCUUUGACCGCCUCAAGUUCGACCGCGCCGCCAACCCGCUCACCGUCCUGCCCCUCGACCUCGCCGACCUGCGCGCGGUCAAGUCCUUUGCCAGCCAGGCCCUCGAAAAGGUCGACGCCAUCGACUACCUCCUGCUCAACGCGGGCAUGAUUAAGAGCGCCGAGGGGCCCGGCCCGCACGGCUCGCGCUGGUGCGAGGCUGCUGUUGUCAACCACUUUUCCCAACACUAUCUGCUUCAUCUGCUUCGCGACAGGCUCGUUCAAUCGCGCUCGCGCAUCGUCGUCGUCUCGUCGGGCGCCGUGCGCAACGUCCCCGACCCGAGCAAGCUGGAAAAGGACCUCGCCGCCGGCUCGAGCGCGCACUUCCAGACCAUCUACUGCGACAGCAAGUUCACCCAGCUCCUCGGCGCGCACUGGUGGCGCCGCCAGCUCCAGGGCCAGUGCCGCGUCGUCGCCGUCUCGCCGGGCCUCAUCCCCAACACGGGCCUCGGGCGCUCCACCGACUUUAAGCUGUCCAUGCAGAUGCCCGACGCCAAGACGGUCCCCGAAGGCGCUGCAAGCAUUCUCGCGGCUCUCACGCGAAAUGACUUCCCGGAAGACCCCGAACGCAUCUUCCUGACGAGCUGGGGCGAGUGGUGGAACAAGGACGUGUACGGAAACAGCCUCGACAAGGCGCUGCAGGACAAGUGGUCGCCGAGCAAGGAGGAGAUGGAAAAGGAGGCAGGCAUCGCUUCAUAA
Molecule: messenger RNA, 876 nt
Organism: Purpureocillium lilacinum
Lineage: Eukaryota; Fungi; Ascomycota; Sordariomycetes; Hypocreales; Ophiocordycipitaceae
Source: RefSeq, a predicted model, not a curated record